UUUCAUAUAAUGGCACAGAAACAGGAAAGUUUAGACCCGAGUGGGAGUACAUCCAAGAAUGAAGCUUUAAGAAGGAACUCAAAAUCUGUAUUGAAGAAGGUGAGCAAAGCUUAUGAUAUUUUCUCUGUGUAUCAAACGAACUCUCCUAGAAUAAAGAGAGAGAAAAGGAUGACAUAUCACACAGACAAAGAAGUUCAUAGAUUUCCCCGGUCAAAGUCUAUUAGCCACAAAGGAGAAAGGACGAAGAAGAAGUCCUAUCUUGCUACUCCUAACGAGUAUAAUAACGAGCAUAUUUCGCAACUCUAAGUAAUGAUGCUAAUAACCGUAGCAUGUUCGAAAUCAUGAUGAAUAAGAAAGCAUCAGAGAUGAACAUAAAGGUCCUAAAUAACCGAAUUAUGUAUUUAAACAGUACAGAACAGAAGGCUAAUAGACAGCUAGCUCUUGCCAAGAAACGUGCGAAUGAGAUAUCGAAGAUCAAGAGAUCCAAGUUUGAAUAUUCACAAGACCUUCAAAAUUAUAAGCACCAUCUCAACAAUCAGCUGAGCCAGAAGAAAAGGGAAAUAUCUGAUACUAGGAAGAAGCUUAAAGACAGUAUUAACUAUAAACAGACAGAAAAUUUGCACUUGAAAAGAAAAAUGAGACACCAAAUAAAAAGCCUUACAUCACAAGGCCUUGAGAAAAGGAAGAUGAUUAGCCUUUAUGAGCAGAGGCAGAAGGAAAUUGAGAAAAUAAACUGCCUCGCUGAAAAAUACAGAAACCAGAACAAGCGCAAUAGAGGAAUUCAGAGGAGAAUGUCUCAGUUAAAACAGCUAUACUCUCAGAAGAAAAUAUUUGGGCUAAUGAAUGCUGAGAAUAACGUCCAGAAGGCAGAGAAGCUUGAACGGGUUGAGGAAGAGCUUAUGCAAAAACUACACACUACAUACCAAAAGGUAAAUGAGUUCAUGGAGCAAUCUAAUAGUUUUGACAAUUUUGCUAAUAUUGUUAAAAAUAACGUUCAGUACAAUACUAAGUACCUCAAACCUCUUUCAAGGGUUGAGAAAAAUGAGGAUAAGAGCAAGACUAAUAGGUCAGUUCAGAAUAUUAAACCCCAUGUGAUAAAGGAGGACUAAAGUUCCCCCUGAGCUCCAAGUUAGGAUGACUAUUUAAAAGCUGAGUUUCAAC
Moneuplotes crassus is the source of this 1161-nucleotide messenger RNA. Lineage: Eukaryota; Ciliophora; Spirotrichea; Euplotida; Euplotidae. The record is from the annotation of a GenBank genome assembly.